CAACAGUCUGAGCAAGGCAACAUUAUUAGAGACACCGUGGGUUUCUCGCGAAGUUGGUCUUACUUUAUACUCAGAAAACGGAUGUAUGCUGUUGAGCUUUUUCUACAGAGGCUUUAAGCAUUAAGUUUAAGCAUUUCUGAAAGCAAGAUGGACGACAGAGCUGGUCCUGAUUUCAAUUAUACGAAUUGGAAUCUUAAUGACACAAUGGAGGAUUCUCAACUACUUUCAAUACUGUACCAAGACAUGGACAAAGGGAAAUUUAGUAAAAGUACCGAAUAUAUACUAAUUAGUUGUUUCUCUGUGUUGAUUGUGUUCGGAGCCCUUGGAAAUGGAUUGGUUUGCUACGCUGUGGCCAAAAACCCUCACAUGCGAACGCCUAGAAAUAUCUUCAUCAUUAAUCUGGCAAUAUCGGACUUGACGCUUUGUCUUUUUACUCAACCAAUAAAUUUAUACAAACUAUUACGAACACAAUGGGCACUUGGUGAGUUUAUGUGCAAAUUCGUUCCCAUGUUCCAAGGAACAAAUGUUUUUGUUUCUACAAUCAGCAUUACAGCGAUAGCACUCGAUCGGUUUCAAGUCAUUGUUUACCCCACAAAGGAUAGUAUGAAAAAGCUUGGUGCUGUGGCUGCAUUGCUGUCGAUAUGGAUCAUAUCUUUUUUCAUUGCAAGCCCUUUGCUGAUAUUUUCCAUUCACAAGGAGUAUAUGCCGUUUAAUGACAUGAAUAUAUACAUAAAAUAUCGUCUGUGUUUUGAAGACACUUCUUUACAAGAAGAAAAAGGUGCAUACUCUGUUGCAUCAAUGGUUGUUCAAUAUAUUUUGCCAAUUGUAAUCGUGACUGUGGCACAUCUACGUAUUUGCAAUAAACUAAAAUACCGAAUGGCAAGUCAGCAGAAUGCAUUAAAUGCCAGAUCUAAUGUUCAAAGACAAAAACAACGGAGAAAUUCACAAAGAAAGCGGCGAACAAACAUCCUGCUUGCGUCUAUUGGGAUAAUCUUUGCACUAAGUUGGCUACCUCUGAAUAUUUUCAAUAUUCUCAGUGACUUUCGGUUGGCAUUGUUUCUUGAAUCCAUCAAUAUCAAUUUGGUUUAUGUGAUUUGUCAUAUGCUAGUGUUGAGCUCGGCAUGUACGAACCCAGUGCUGUACGGAUGGUUGAACGAAAACUUUAAAAACGAGUUUAUGAAAAUCUUUUGCAAAGGUUGUUGCAUCAAAAUGUUUCAUCUAUGUCAGAGUCAUCGUGAAAAUGGUGUAGUGGUCGUCAUGUCUACAGGUGGACACGGACGAGAUGGACAUUCAACCACUGCACAUUCUAUCAGUAAUAUAGCGACCCACAAAACGCAGAUUGAUUCCAAAGUUUCUUUGUGAUCUCUUUGAAAACAUUGUCAGAAUAGAUUGGUUUUUUUUUAAAAAUAUUAUAAUGUAAUAUAACAGCAAAGUCAGUGCGCUCAUAAUUGUAGAACAAAAUAUCAACUCAAAUUUUGUCCUUUUUAACCCCCCCCCCCCCCUCCACCAGAAAAAAACCCUUACAGAUUUAAUCUCAGUCAAUAAAACUAUCCAGAGAAAUUGUACAUGUACUUUGUCUUGUAUUGGACUUUAAUUUCAAGAAAACCCGAUUGCAAACGAGGACAUCUGAGGCUCAUGUGCAACAUUCUUUCGAGAAUAAAUUGUCAAUUUUUGCUCUUCUUCCCCUCUCUAAGUUUUCUGAUGAAAAUUUGAAACUCCCGUGACAGAUUUGCCCUUGUUUCAAGAGUUUAUGGUUUUUACAAACGAAAAAAUAUUUGAUUUAUGUCAAAUUAAAAGUAUUUCAUUUCUAUGUUUUGUUUUGGUUGCAUCCUAUGAUUUUAGUUAUGCGUGCAUAUGUUGAAAAAUGUUCAUUUGUUCGCGGUGCAUUUCAAGAAACACUAAGCAUCUUUUCUGUUGCUCCAAUAUUCUUCUUAGGUUCACGGUCGAAUAAACAUAAAAAAAAUCACUACAUCGGGAAGCUCUAAAUAGUUACCUGUUUUACCAAUGUAUGUACUUCCUUAAUUUGUUUUCAAAAGAUCUUUUUUGUAUUUUUCAAUACUUCAUUUGCUGCCUUCUCCGGACGUUCUUCCUUUCGAAAUAAACAAUAAAAUACAGUAUAAUUGUACAAUUUUUUUCCUCUUCAAAUUAAUACCUAACAAUGGAGAAUAAUGGGUUGGAACAUUAGCAAUGAAUUUGUGAGUCAUGACUUUAUUAAAUCUCGCUGGGGGUUUCAUAAUUUUAACAUUUCCCAAAAACUUGUAAACAUAAUCUAAAACAUUGAGAGUAUUUUAAUUAUGAUGUACAUGUACUUUUAUCCACAUUAGUAUCGACUGGUGCUCCAUGGCAUCUUAAGAUUGCUUUCAAAGUAAUAUAACAUCAAAUUGAAAGUUUUUUAAAAAUGGUUUUGUAAAGAUGUUAACAAUUAUUCUUAUUUAGAAAUUUGCAACAUUCUUUUGGCUUCAUAUUGAUUUGAGCAUAGAUAACGAGCUAAAUAAUUUACGCUUUUCAAGGAUUCUAACAAAGAAAUACACCAUAUCGAUUGAAAAUAUAUACAUAUUGUGACAUUGUAACAUUUUGAAUUUUAAAGAUUCUCACAAAUAAUGGUAUAUUUAUUCUAAUUAUAGGUCUAUGAGUAAUUAUCAAGGCAUUUAGAAUCCACACAGUGCAUAUAGUAUAUGAUUUUAAAAGUAAGAUAAAGUAACCGAAUUCAUUUUUUGUAUGGGUAUAUUGCUUUAAAUUAUAUUUAAGUGAAAGCUGUUGUAUUUUUCCUCGUAUUUUUGAACUCUGUUUACUAUUUCUAGAAACAAUUGUCAAAAUAUUAU
This is a messenger RNA of Magallana angulata, 2822 nucleotides long. Its product is annotated as neuropeptide F receptor-like. Gene Ontology annotation, molecular function: neuropeptide Y receptor activity. The coding region runs from base 148 to 1362 and encodes 404 amino acids. Gene Ontology annotation, cellular component: membrane. The transcript has 2 exons. NCBI's taxonomy places the organism in Eukaryota, Metazoa, Mollusca, Bivalvia, Ostreida, Ostreidae. Gene Ontology annotation, biological process: G protein-coupled receptor signaling pathway. The record is from RefSeq and is a predicted model, not a curated record.